Mangifera indica (mango) is the source of this 977-nucleotide messenger RNA. RefSeq lists its product as uncharacterized. The record is from RefSeq and is a predicted model, not a curated record. Lineage: Eukaryota; Viridiplantae; Streptophyta; Magnoliopsida; Sapindales; Anacardiaceae. Bases 302 to 640 code for a protein of 112 amino acids. The transcript is spliced from 2 exons.
AUGAAUUGAAGAAACUAUUGCAGAAGGGACAAGAAACCUACCUUGAUUUUUCCAGCAAGACCAACCAAAACUACAACCCAACUCUGUUAGUUCCCAAAUUUGACAAAAAACUUCAUCUCUUGUGGCCUGUGUUUCUGUUUUGAAUCAUACCCACAAUCUCAUCCAUUACCCUCUAUCUGUUCAGUGAGUCUUUUCCUGGUCAAAUCAAAGCGAAUUUAAACCUACCCAGAUAGUCAAAAGAUCAAGAAAUCAAAAACUUUUAUUUUUCUGAUUUGGGUUGGUUCACUAUUUGCUUGAGGAUAUGAAUUUCAGGAGCUUAGAUGAUUUUUGGGCUUUCUAUGUGAGCCAACACUCAAAACCAAGUACAAGGCGUUGGCACUUUGUGGGCACUCUCACUAGUAUAAUUUUCUUGCUUUUUUCGAUAUUGUUUAAUUGGUGUUUUCUGGUGUGUGUGCCAAUCUUUGGUUACGGAUUCGCCUGGUAUAGUCAUUUCUUUGUUGAAGGAAAUGUUCCUGCAACUUUUGGGCACCCGUUUUGGUCCUUUUUUUGUGACUACAAGAUGUUUGGAUUAAUGCUUACUGGGAAUAUGGAUAGAGAGAUCAAGAGGCUCGGCAAGAGGCCUGUGUUGCAGGCCUUCUGAUCCUAAUGCUUGCAGCCCUGGGAAACUGCUGGUUUACUUUGAUUGAGGGUGUUCGUCUGUAAGAAAGAAAAUCUGAGAGUAUGUGCUAUCAUCUUCUUUAACUAAUAGAGGAUAAAAUAAAACCAUAGACACAUUUGAAAGGAUGUUGAGUGGAUAGCAGAAUAUAUUCAGUUUAGUGAAUGGUGACCCUGUUGUGUUGGCAUGAGCAUACAAUCUGAUACUGUAAUAAGUAAUGAAAACAAGAUGCUCAUAUAUGGUUGGAUGUUGCUUGGCAAUCACAAUUUAGCCUUGAAUUGUUCUUGCGUGAUAUGAAUAAUACAUGUUUGCUUUUUGUGAA